Messenger RNA from Knipowitschia caucasica, 291 nucleotides. NCBI's taxonomy places the organism in Eukaryota, Metazoa, Chordata, Actinopteri, Gobiiformes, Gobiidae. The record is from the annotation of a GenBank genome assembly.
AUGGUCAUCACUCUGAGUGUUUGCUCACAAGCAUACAGUAAAGGAGACUUGAUCGGGGCAAACCUUUCUCUGGACGACCGUGUGAUCAAGACCAAUGCAGACGUGAAGGCUCUGACCUACUGUGACCUGCAGUGCAUCAACCUGAAGGGGCUCUACGAAGUCCUGGACCUGUACCCCGAGUACUCCCACUGCUUUGUACGGGACAUCCAGCAAGACCUCACCUACAACCUGCGGGAGGGACUGGAGAUGCAGCUAAGAGGAAGUGGCUGCGGACACCGUAGACAAGGAUAG